AUGCUCGCUACCACUGAAGAAGCUACCGUUGUUGCCAUCGAGACGGUUCAGCAGACCACCAAGGAAGGCGAGUUCCUCAAGACAACCGUCAUGACGACCGAGACCACUGCCGUCCUCCCCGUCCCCGUGGAAGAGGACAUCAUCGAGGCCGAAAGCGAAGAGGAUGACGAGAAGAUGGACGAAGGAGAGGACGAUGAGGCUGAGCUUGAGAUGGAGGAGAACGACCUGGUCGAAAUCGACGCCUCGAACAUCAUAAACUCAAGGACCCGCGGCGUGAAGAUCGACUUCGCCAACCUCCCUCAAGAUGAGACCAUGGCUGGCCUCGAGGAGGACGAUGAAGAUGAUGCGGACGUCGUGAUGGACGAGGAAUGA
Molecule: messenger RNA, 372 nt
Organism: Fimicolochytrium jonesii
Lineage: Eukaryota; Fungi; Chytridiomycota; Chytridiomycetes; Spizellomycetales; Powellomycetaceae
Exons: 4
Coding region: 1-372 (123 amino acids)
Source: RefSeq, a predicted model, not a curated record